Mercurialis annua (annual mercury) is the source of this 1390-nucleotide messenger RNA. Its product is annotated as probable jasmonic acid carboxyl methyltransferase 2. Gene Ontology annotation, biological process: methylation. Gene Ontology annotation, molecular function: S-adenosylmethionine-dependent methyltransferase activity. Lineage: Eukaryota; Viridiplantae; Streptophyta; Magnoliopsida; Malpighiales; Euphorbiaceae. Bases 40 to 1173 code for a protein of 377 amino acids. The transcript has 4 exons. The record is from RefSeq and is a predicted model, not a curated record.
CAAGAUAAAGUGCUUGAGAGUUAAUAGCAGCAAUUAACUAUGGAGUCUGUGAAAGAAAAAGGUGAAGACAGAAUUCAAUUAGAGAAAGUUCUACACAUGAAUGCUGGAGAUGGAAAUAAUAGCUAUGCUAAUAACUCUUUACUUCAGAAGAAGGUAAUGCUAAAAGCAAAGCCAAUUCUACAAGAAAGCAUCACAAAGUUAUGCACCAAGAACUCCCCAGAUUGCAUAAAAAUGGCAGACAUGGGCUGCUCUUCAGGACCGAACACUUUCGUUCCGAUCUGGGAGAUCAUAGACGCCAUAGACGACACAUGUAACCGACUCAAAAGAAAACCUCCCGUUCUGCAAGUAUUCUUGAACGAUCUUCCGACGAAUGAUUUCAACUUGAUUUCCAUGUCUUUGCCAAGUUUUUAUAAGAAACUUGAGGAAGAGAAAGGUGGCGAGUUCGGGGCUUGCUUCAUAGCUGCUGUCCCUGGAAAUUUCUAUGGAAGACUAUUUCCACCAAAGUCCCUACAUUUUGUUCAUUCUUCUUACAGCCUCCAUUGGUUCUCCCAGGUGCCAAAAAUUCCAUUAAACAAGGGCCACAUUUACUUGGCGAAGACGAGUCCGGCUAAUGUGCACAAAGCAUAUUUAGGUCAAUUUGAGAGAGACUUGGAAACAUUUUUAAGAUGUCGUUCGGAAGAAAUGGUACACGAAGGUCGAAUGGUUUUGACCUUUUAUGGAAGAGAUGACAUGAAUAUGUAUAAAUCAAAUACAUAUAAGCCAAAUAUUUGGGAAUUAUUUGGGACCUUGCUCAAUGAUAUGGUCUUAGAGGGACUAAUCGAAGAAACAAAGUUAGACACAUUCAACAUACCAUUCUAUGGUGCUUCAGCUCAAGAAGUAAAAAAUGUGAUAGAAUCAGAAGGAUCAUUUACCAUCAAUCGAUUUGAAUCAUUCCAAAUAGGUUGGGAUGCAGGCAUUGACGAUCGUUACAAAAACUCUAUCGACAAGUAUACGAAAGGCGCGUACAUAGCUGAUCGAAUUAGAGCCGUUUCGGAAUCCAUUCUUUCAAAUCAUUUCGGAGACAAACUCAUUGAUAUUAUGUUCCAGAGAUUUUCUGUGAGGAUUGGAGAGUACAUGGAAAUGGAGAAUGGUGCUUAUACCAAUCAUGUUGUUUCCAUGACUUGUAACAAAUGAAAAAAAAAACAUGAUGCAGGAUGUGGAUUUUAAAUUUAUAGAAAAAUUGGAUCGAAAUUAUGGAUAGUACAUAUUCAUAAUUCUGUCCAAAUUUAAAGUGUGCGAAUUAGUCUAUUUAUUGGCCUAAUUUGAUGGAAAAUAGACCAAUAAUUGCUACACAUGAGCUUUGCUCAUGAUAUCUUUUGUUUUUGAACCAAAUUUAAUUGAUUUUGUAUUU